This is a messenger RNA of Nannospalax galili (Upper Galilee mountains blind mole rat), 1597 nucleotides long. It is a transcript of the gene Arhgap8, whose product is annotated as Rho GTPase activating protein 8. Gene Ontology annotation, biological process: negative regulation of endocytic recycling; small GTPase-mediated signal transduction. Gene Ontology annotation, molecular function: GTPase activator activity. NCBI's taxonomy places the organism in Eukaryota, Metazoa, Chordata, Mammalia, Rodentia, Spalacidae. The transcript is spliced from 12 exons. The coding region runs from base 158 to 1474 and encodes 438 amino acids. Gene Ontology annotation, cellular component: cytoplasm. The record is from RefSeq and is a predicted model, not a curated record.
CAUUCCAGCGUCCAGUGUGGCCGGGGUGGGGACAGGGCCCCGCGGUGGACGCUGCGGGCAGGUUCUGCCAGGCGUGUGCAGAUUCUACAGCCCGUGCCGUCGAAACUCGGAGUCAGGGGCUAUACUGGGUGCCACAGGAGAGCCCUCAGUGGUGUCCAUGGCUGGCCAGGACCCCACUCUGAGCACCAGUCACCCAUUCUAUGAUGUGGCCAGACACAGCAUCCUGCAGGUGGCAGGGGAUGACCACCUGGGAAGACGAAUCAUCACAUUCAGCUGCUGCCGGAUGCCGCCCUCACACCAGCUCAACCACCAGCGGCUGUUGGAGUAUCUGAAGUUCACACUGGACCAGUGUGUGGAGAACGACUAUACCAUUGUCUAUUUCCACUACGGCCUGAGCAGCCAGAACAAGCCGUCCCUGGGCUGGCUCCAGAAUGCCUACAAGGAGUUUGACCGGAAGUACAAGAAGAACCUGAAGAUGCUCUAUGUCGUGCACCCCACCAGCUUCAUCAAAGUGCUGUGGAAUAUCUUCAAACCCCUCAUCAGUCACAAGUUUGGGAAAAAAGUGACCUACUGCAGCUACCUGAGUGAGCUCCGGGAACACCUCCAGUGUGACCAGCUGCUCGUCCCUGUGGAGGUCGUGCGGUAUGAUGAGAAAUUGCAGAACCUGCACAAAGGCCAGCUGCCCCCUCCCACCAAGACUCCACCGCCGAGGCCACCUCUGCCCACACAGCAGUUUGGUGUCAGUCUGCAAUACCUCAAAGACAAAAACCAAGGUGAACUCAUACCCCCUGUGCUUCGGUCCACAGUGACGUACCUGAGAGAGAACGGGCUGCACACAGAGGGCCUGUUCCGGAGAUCAGCGAACGCCCAGACCGUCCGGCAGGUGCAGAGGCUGUUCGAUCAAGGGAAGCCCGUGAGCUUUGCCGACUACGGGGACAUGCACCUGCCAGCCGUGAUCUUGAAGACCUUCCUUCGGGAGCUGCCCCAGCCGCUGCUGACCUUCCAGGCCUAUGAGCAGAUUCUCGAGAUCACUACCCCGAGCCAGCUCAGCCAGCAGCCUUGUGCCACUGCAGAUGUGGAGAGCAGCCUGCGAGUGACCCGCUGUCGCCAAAUCGUGCAGAGUCUCCCGAAGCACAACUACGCAGUCCUCCGCUACCUCGUGGGCUUCCUGCAUGUGGUGUCCCAGGAGAGCAUUUUUAACAAGAUGAACAGCUCCAACCUGGCCUGUGUGUUUGGACUGAACUUGAUCUGGCCAUCCCAGGGGACAGCCUCCCUGAGUGCCCUGGUGCCUCUGAACCUGUUCACGGAGCUGCUGAUAGAAUACUAUGAGAAAGUCUUCAGCACCCAGGAGAACACUGGGGAGCACACCCCAGACUCUGUGUGGACAGAACAGGCUGUUCCCGUCACCAGAGCGUGUGAGGGGAUAGGCACGCCCCAGGCCUCACCACACCUGUCCAGCCUCCAUGUCCCAUGACUAGCUGGAGACACCUCUCAUAUUGGAGGUGUCUUGAAAUCUGUGCGUCUGCGUUCCCCAUUUCUUUUAUAAACUUAUCCUCUGUAAGAAGAACUAGAAAUUAAAUAAAUGCAGAACUUUUUU